AUGCCAAUUCCAGUCCCUAACCCAGUACCAUUUUUCCCAUUUCGACAUCUGCUCCCUCUAGGAGAACAAAACGCAGAUGUGGAUUAUUUCGAGUAUAUAAAUGAUUCAAAUGGUUCCGGACAUGUUUUGGCACGUGAACUAAGUGUGACAAUGUCUUUUCCCUUUCCGAAACUCCCGUCAUUGAACGACGACAGGAAAGCUUUCACCCUAUUCCCCGAACUCCCUUGGGAUAUACAGCUAAUGAUCAUCGAUCUAGCGCGCUCAGGUCCUCGUAUUAUUGCACUUCGAAGAAUAAUUCGGACUACGCAUCAAACGAGACAUUUGAUAAGGGUCCCAUUUGUCGAGAACUUUGAGUUUGGUUUACCUCACAUGGGUGCCGCGUUCGUGAGUGAGCAUUCACAUCUCGAAGGUGACAGACAUAUUCACGACGUGGCUGGUGUCUUGUUGAGAUUAGGGGACUUCAAGAACCCCGCCUUGCUCUAUGUUAACAGAGCAAUUCGCUUUGAGAUGCUGAAACAUUAUAAACAGUUAGAGUAUCAGUGGUCACAAUAUCGCUUCGGUGAUGACAGAAUGAGAAGCAGCGACGUUAGAUACGCAAGAGCUCGCGCGAAACCAGCCGGCUUGGCUUUCUUUAACCCUCAUUUAGACAACAUCACAAUAGACAAGGCUUUGGAACUUGAGUAUUUCACUAAUUGGAGAAGCGCUAAUAAAGCGACCAAUGAUCUAGAGCGGCAUGUACGACACCUGACCAUUCGUGAUAGCAUAGUUGAUGCUUGGGGCGCCGGCCUUCCGGCGCAGCUCCUUAGAUUCAUGUCGUUAGAGACGAUCACAAUGCUGGAAAGAGGUGGACUAGAGCAAGCAGUGACAUGGUCGUCCUAUCAGUCCAAGGAUAGCCUUUCCCCCGACUUAAAAGAUAAGACACGGUAUCUCGAGAAGCGCUUGAAAACAGCAUUUGAGGACAGAGGCAAAACAGCACCUUACAUUAUUGAUAUCAGUAUGUCUCAAUUUCGAUCAUGGAAACGGGUUCUAGGUGAGGAUCACAUUGCGGGUCCGGGCAUACAAGAGUACUAUGGAGAGAAUCCGAAAGGUUACUUUGAUUAA
Glarea lozoyensis ATCC 20868 is the source of this 1101-nucleotide messenger RNA. RefSeq lists its product as uncharacterized. Bases 1 to 1101 code for a protein of 366 amino acids. The record is from RefSeq and is a predicted model, not a curated record. The transcript has a single exon. NCBI's taxonomy places the organism in Eukaryota, Fungi, Ascomycota, Leotiomycetes, Helotiales, Helotiaceae.